UGCAUUGUGGAGGGGGGAAAAUCCAGUAUGGCCGAUUUGACUCUUCCCUUGUCUUUCCGAGUUGUGAGCCAUCAUGCCGCCUAAAAAGGACACGAAGGGGUCUUCCAAACAACCCCAAAAGACCCAGAAAAAGAAGGAGGGUGGAUCUGGUGGCAAAGCCAAAAAGAAGAAGUGGUCCAAGGGAAAAGUUCGUGACAAGUUGAACAAUCAAGUAUUGUUCGACAAGGGCACAUACGACAAACUUCUUAAAGAAGUCCCUCAGUACAAAUUGAUCACACCAUCGAUAGUCAGCGAAAGAUUGAAGAUCCGUGGUUCCUUGGCGAGGCGAGCAUUAAUCGAGCUUCAACAAAAAGGACUCAUCAAACAAGUUGUUCAACAUCAUGCUCAGCUUAUUUACACACGUACCACUAAGGGCGACGAUCCAGCUGCGUAAUACAACUUUACACAAUGUGUAAAUUCAUUUAAAUAAAACACCCAAAAAAAUCUA
Venturia canescens is the source of this 487-nucleotide messenger RNA. RefSeq names its product ribosomal protein S25 (gene RpS25). Bases 74 to 433 code for a protein of 119 amino acids. Gene Ontology annotation, cellular component: cytosolic small ribosomal subunit. The record is from RefSeq and is a predicted model, not a curated record. Gene Ontology annotation, molecular function: structural constituent of ribosome. The transcript is spliced from 3 exons. NCBI's taxonomy places the organism in Eukaryota, Metazoa, Arthropoda, Insecta, Hymenoptera, Ichneumonidae.